Molossus molossus (Pallas's mastiff bat) is the source of this 12941-nucleotide messenger RNA. It is a transcript of the gene PKHD1L1, whose product is annotated as PKHD1 like 1. Lineage: Eukaryota; Metazoa; Chordata; Mammalia; Chiroptera; Molossidae. Bases 39 to 12854 code for a protein of 4271 amino acids. The transcript is spliced from 79 exons. The record is from RefSeq and is a predicted model, not a curated record.
CGAGCGGCGGCGGGCUGGACUGCGGAGCUCCGGCCGCAAUGGGACACCUGUGGCUUUUAGGGACCUGGGGCUUCUGGGGGCUGCUCUUGUGCGCUGCGGACCCUCGCACAGAUGGCUCUAAAAUAAUUCCUAAAGUCACAGAAAUAAUACCUAAAUAUGGCAGCAUAAAUGGAGCAACAAGACUAACUAUCAAAGGAGAAGGUUUUGCUCAAGCAAACCAGUUUAACUAUGGAGUUGAUGAGGCUGAGCUGGGAAACAGUGUGCAGUUAGUUUCUUCUUUUCGAUCCAUUUCUUGUGAUGUAGAAAAAGAUGCAAGUCAUUCAACUCAAAUUACAUGCUAUACUAGGGCAAUGCCAGAAGAUUCCUACACUGUUAGAGUCAGUGUGGAUGGGGUUCCUAUUACCGAAAAUAAUACCUGCAGAGGUCACAUCCACAGCCGAGCAUGCCGCUUCUAUGCAAAAAGUUUCAGAACCCCAACAAUAAGGAGGAUCACACCUUUAUCUGGAACUCCAGGUACACUAAUCACAAUCCAAGGCAGAAUCUUCACUGAUGUCUAUGGAAGUAAUACUGCACUAAGCUCAAAUGGGAAAAAUGUUAGGAUUUUGAGAGUGUAUAUUGGAGGAAUGCCCUGUGAGCUUCUUAUACCACAAUCUGAUAAUUUGUAUGGUUUAAAACUAGACCAUCCAAGUGGAGACAUGGGUUCUAUGAUUUGUAAGACGACCGGAACUUACGUUGGUCAUCACAAUGUCAGCUUCAUCUUGGAUAGUGAUUAUGGAAGGAGUUUCCCACAAAAAAUGGCAUACUUUGUUUCUUCUCUGAAUAAAAUUGCAAUGUUUCAAACAUAUGCAGAGGUUACUACGAUUUCACCUUCACAAGGAAGCGUUCAAGGUGGCACCACGCUAACUAUAAGUGGACGGUUCUUUGAUCAGACAGACUUCCCAGUCAGAGUUCUAGUUGGAGGUCAAGCCUGUAAUGUUUUGAAUGUCACAGAAAAUAGUAUAUGUUGCAAGACAUCCCCUAAACCUGAUAUUCUCAAAACUGUACAUCCAGGUGGGAGAGGCCUAAAACUUGAGGUGUGGAAUAAUAGUCGGCCAGUGCAUCUUGAAGAGAUACUUGAAUACAACGAAAAGACGCCAGGCUACAUGGGCGCCAGUUGGGUAGAUUCAGCGUCCUACAUUUGGCCCAUGGAGCAAGACACUUUUGUAGCACGUUUCAGUGGGUUUUUGGUGGCUCCGGAGUCUGAUGUUUAUAGAUUCUACAUCAAAGGUGAUGAUCGUUAUGCAAUUUAUUUCAGCCAGACUGGACUUCCAGAACAUAAGAUGAGGAUUGCAUAUCAUUCUUCCAGUGCCAACAGUUAUUUUUCCAGUCCUACACAAAGAUCUGAUGACAUUCAUCUUCAGAAAGGAAAAGAAUAUUACAUGGAAAUCUUGCUGCAGGAGUAUACACUGAGUGCUUCUGUUGAUGUGGGACUGUACCAGUAUAGAAAUGUCUAUACUGAGCAGCAAACAGAAGAUGCAGUCAAUGAAGAACAAGUCAUUCAAUCGCAGUCAACAGUUGUCCAGGAAGUUCAGGUUAUAACAUUGGAAAACUGGGAAACAACUAUUGCAACUAAAGAAGUUCAGAGGGUCAUGAUAACCAGCCCAUGCAUAGAAGUCAAUUCAUGUUCCCUUUACCAAUAUAGAUUAAUUUACAACAUGGAAAAAACAGUCUUGCUACCUGCUGAUGCUUCUGACUUCAUACUGCAGUCAGCCUUAAAUGACCUCUGGUCUUUAAAACCGGAUACAGUUCAAGUAACAAGAACACAAAAUCCCCACAGUUUUGUUUACACGAUAACCUUUGUAUCAACUAGAGGAGACUUUGAUCUGCUUGAUUUCGAAGUAUUUGGCGGAUAUAAUGUCACACUGGAUAUUACAGAACAAACAAAAGGAAAACCCAGUUUGGACACAUUCACACUGAAUUGGGAUGGGAUCACUUCGAAGCCUCUUAGCCCACGGUCAUCAGAAACUGAAUUUCAGGCAGCAGUGGAAGAAAUGGUUAGCGCUCAGUGUCCACCGCAAGUUGCAAAUUUUGAAGAAGGAUUUGUUGUGAAAUACUUCAGAGAUUAUGAAAUGGAUUUUAACCUGGAACAUAUUAAUAGAGGGCAGAAGACAGCUGAAACCGAUGCUUACUGUGGUCGUUAUUCCUUGAAAAACCCAGCUGUUCUUUUUGACUCAGCAGAUGUUAAACCAAACAGACUACCAUAUGGAGACAUUUUAUUAUUUCCUUAUAAUCAGUUAUGUUUAGCAUACAAAGGAUUCCUGGCAAAUUAUAUUGGUCUAAAAUUUCAAUACCAAGACAACAACAAGAUUACUAGAAUCACUGAUACACAAUUUACAUAUAAUUUUGCUUAUGGAAACAACUGGACAUACGCUUGCAUAGACCUUCUGGACCUCAUACAAGCCAAAUACGUCGGGACUAAUUUUUCUCUUCAGAGGAUUAGUGUACAGAGAGCAUCAAAAUCACAGUCCUUCUAUGUGGAUGUAGUAUACAUUGGACAGACACCUACAAUUUCAGUAUGGGAUGAAAUGCCAAAGAGAAGACUUCCAGCAUUAGCAAAUAAAGGAAUCUUUUUAAAGCACUUCCAGGUGAAUCAGACCAAAAUUAAUGGAUCAAAUAUGAAGAACAAAUAUUCUGUCACCAUGACUUCAUAUAAUUGCAGUUAUAAUAUACCCAUGAUGGCUGUAAGCUUUGGGCAGAUAAUUACGAAUGCAUCAGAGAAUGAGUCUGUUUACAGAGGAAGCAACUGGCCAGGGGAGUCAAGGAUUCGUAUUCAAAGAAUUCAAGCAGCCUCUUCACCUCUUGGUGGCAACUUUGACAUUCAGGCACAUGGACGUAUUCUCAAAGGCCUCCCUGCGGCGGUGUCAGCGGCCGAUCUGCGGUUUGCUCUGCAGAGCCUGGAAGAGGUGGGACUCGUCUCAGUCACACGAGAGGGAACCUGUGCUGGGUACUCGUGGAACAUCAAGUGGAAAAGCGCGUGUGGGAAGCAGAAUCUUCUACAGAUUAACGAUUCCAACAUUAUUGGAGAAAAGGCUAACAUGAAAGUUACAAAGGUAAAGGAAGGUGGCUUAUUCAGACAACGCAUACUCGGAGACCUACUUCGCGCACCCUGCCAACAGCCACAGGUUGAAGUCUAUGUCAAUGGAAUUCCUGCUAAAUGUUCCGGUGACUGUGGGUUUACAUGGGAUCCCAUGACUACUCCCAUAGUCCGGGCAACAAGCCCUUCCCAAGGGUCCUAUGAAGAAAGAACAAUUCUAACCAUAUCAGGCUCUGGAUUCUCUCCUAGUUCAGCUGUUUCUGUCUCUGUUGGACCAAUAGAUUGCUCCCUUCUUUCUGUGAAUGAAAAUGAGAUCAAGUGCCAGAUUCUGAAUGGAAGCGCUGGACAUUUCCCAGUCGCCGUGUCCGUGGCUGACGCUGGACUGGCACGGCAUGUGGAGGGCCAGGUACGCCACUUCACCUACCAGAGUCGGAUCUCGCACGUCUGGCCUGCUUCUGGAAGCCUGGCAGGUGGUACUCUUCUGACCCUAUCUGGAUCUGGUUUUAAUGAAAAUUCAAAGGUAUUAGUUGGAAAUGAAACCUGCAAUGUGAUUGAUGGGGAUUUGAAUAAGAUAACCUGCAGAACCCCAAAAAGAAUUGAGGGUACAGUUGAUAUUUCAGUUAUAACCAAUGGAUUUCAAGCCACAGCAAAGGAUGUUUAUAGUUAUAAUUGUUUACAGACUCCAGUUAUAACUGAUUUUAGUCCGAAAGUACGAACAAUACUAGGAGAAGUUAAUUUAACAAUCAAGGGUUAUAACUUUGGAACUGAACUCACUCGAAGAGUGGAGGUGUAUGUUGGAGGAAAACGCUGCCAGGUUCUUCACUGGAACUUCACUGACAUCAGAUGCCUUUUGCCCAAGUUGUCUCCUGGAAGACAUGACAUCUGUGUAGAAGUCACAAACUGGGGGUUUGCAUCGACAAGAGACAGGUUAAAUGCUUCUAUACAGUAUAUUUUGGAAGUGAGCAAGAUGUUUCCACAGAGAGGCUCCUUAUAUGGGGGAACUGAAAUCACUGUAAUGGGUCUGGGGUUUAGUACCAUACCCACUGAGAACACCGUGCGCAUAGGGUUCUUCCCUUGCAGUGUGACAUCAUCCUCCUCGGAUGUCAUAAAAUGUACUCUUUCUUCAACAGGGAAUGUAUUCAGGAUUACCAACGAUGGGGAAGAUUCAGUACAUGGAUUAGGUUAUGCCUGGUCACCAUCAGUCUUAAAUGUGUCUGUGGGAGACACAGUGACAUGGUACUGGCAAGCACAUCCAUUUCUUAGGGGAAUCGGAUAUAGAGUUUUCUCUGUCUCCAGUCCUGCAAGUGUAACUUAUGAUGGCAAAGGAUUUAUGAAUGGAAGAGAAAAAUCUGCAGCAGGUUCAUUUUCUUACCAAUUUACUUCGCCUGGAAUCCAUUAUUAUAGCAGCGGGUAUGUUGAUGAAGCUCAGUCCAUUUUUCUCCAAGGAGUCAUUAACGUUUUACCGGCUGAAACCAGGCAAAUUCCCCUGCACCUGUUUGUGGGUAGCACUGAAGCCACAUAUACUCAGGGAGAACCUCUGAAUGUGCACUUGGGAAGCUCUGUGGCAGGCUGCCUAGCAACAGAACCCCUGUGUGGCCUGAACAACGCCGGGGCUAAAAACUCAGACAGAUUGCUCUUUGAGCUGUCAAGGUGUUCUUCACCGUCUAUAAACAGCAUUAGUCCAUCUACCGGAACAGUGAAUGACUUGAUAACGAUUACUGGACAAGGCUUCAGUAAUCUCACAUGUGCUAAUAAGGUUACAAUUGGUAGCUACCCCUGUGUCGUAGAAGAAAGUAGUACCAAUUCCAUGGUAUGUCAUAUUGACCCUCAAAACUCAAUGGAUGUUGGCAUCAGGGAAACUGUCACUGUAACUGUCUACAACCUGGGCAUUGCUGUCAACACCCUGUCCAAUGAAUUAGAUAGGCGAUUUGUACUUUUGCCAAACAUUGAUAUGGUGUUGCCAAAUGCAGGAUCAACCACAGGAAUGUCAAAAGUAACCAUAAAAGGCUCUGGAUUCUCCGUUUCUUCUGCAGCUAUCGAGGUCCUUAUGGGUCAUUUUCCAUGUAGAGUUCUAUCAGUGAAUUAUACAACCAUUGAAUGUGAAACAUCUCCUGCUCCCCAGCAGCUUGUGACCAUACAGGUUCUAAUCCAUGGAGUGCCUGCCCGGUGUCAGGGGAACUGCAGCUUUUCAUACGUAGAAAGCAUCGCUGCUUUUAUAACAAGAGUCUCUCCAAAUUCUAUCAGGGGAUCUGUUAUAGUCCUUAUUGAAGGAGAAGGUUUUGGCACUAUCUUGGAGGACAUUGCUGUUUUCAUUGGAAACCAACAGUUCCGAGCAAUAGAUGUUCAUGAAAACAACAUCAGUGUCCUUGUCACUCCCCUCCCAGCUGGGUUCCAUCCCGUUAGUGUUGUGGUGGGAAGUAAAGGCUUGGCUCUGGGAAACCUGAGUGUUAGCAGCCCGCCAGUAGCAUCCGUCACACCAAAUUCUGGAAGCAUUGGUGGUGGAACUACUUUGGUGAUCACAGGAAAUGGCUUCUAUCCAGGCAACACCACCGUCACUGUGGGGGAUGAACCUUGUCGAAUUAUUUCUGUCAACUCCAGUGAAGUCUACUGCCGCACCCCAGCAGGAACCGCUGGACGAGUCAAUGUGACGGUCUUUGUGAACGUGGUAGCUUAUCCGCCUCUGCCAUUUACAUAUGCCGCGGAGGACACACCGCUGCUCAGAGAAGUUGUUCCAAGCACAGGUCCACCAGGAACCAAAAUUCAGAUCACUGGAUCUAAUUUUGGUAUUGACAUCUCGGAAAUUUCGGUGAUGAUAAAUAAUAUUCAGUGUAAUGUAACCAUGGUCAAUGAUAGUGUGUUGCAAUGCAUCGUUGGAGAUCACGCUGGUGGCACGUUUCCUGUUAUGAUGCAUCAUGAGACAAAAGGCUCUGCUGUGUCCACAGUUGUAUUUGAGUACCCACUUGCCAUUCAAAAUAUUCAUCCAAGCCAAGGGAGCUUCGGUGGUGGUCAGACCAUGACUGUGACAGGCACUGGGUUUAACCCACAAAAUUCCAAAAUAUUAGUAUGCGGCUCAGAAUGUGCAGUUGAUGGGCAUAAAUCUGAUUACACAACAUUAUUAUGUAAAAUUCCACCUAAUAAUGACGGGGGACCAGAGCAAGCCUGUGAAGUGAGUGUGGUCAAUGGGAAGGAUUCAUCACAGUCCACAACUCCUUUCGUGUACACCUUGUCACUGACUCCGCUCGUCACUAAAAUAUCUCCCAGGAGAGGCAGUACAGCAGGGGGCACCAGACUAACAGUCACGGGAUCAGGCUUCAGUGAAAAUAUACAGGAUGUUCUCGUCACCAUAGCUGAAGCCAAAUGUGAUGUUGAAUAUUCCAACAAGACAUGUAUCAUCUGCAUGACAAAUGCGCACACUCCUUCAGGGUGGGCUCCUGUGCACGUCGCCGUUGGAAGCGUGGGCAUGGCCAGACGGGGUAAUGCUGACUUCCUGUAUGUUGAUGCUUGGUCCUCCAACUUCUCCUGGGGAGGAAAACCUCCUCCAGAGGAAGGGUCACUGGUUGUCAUUACAAAAGGACAGACAAUUUUGCUGGAUCAAAAUACCCCUAUUCUGAAAAUGUUGCUUAUUCAGGGUGGAACUCUAAUGUUUGAUGAAGCUGACAUUGAACUCCAGGCAGAAAAUAUUCUAAUUACAGAUGGAGGCACUCUUCAGGUUGGGACCGAAGCAUCUCCAUUUCAACACAAAGCCGUCAUCACCUUGCAUGGGCACCUGCGGUCUCCUGAGCUCCCGGUGUAUGGUGCCAAAACGCUGGCUGUGCGCGAGGGAGUCCUGGAUCUACACGGUCGUCCUGUUCCUGUGGUCUGGACUCGUUUGGCUCACACUGCACAGGCAGGGGAAAGGACUUUGAUUUUACAACAAGCCGUGACAUGGAAACCAGGAGAUAAGAUUGUGAUCGCAAGCACAGGACACAGACACAGUCAGCGAGAGAACGAAGAGAAGAGCGUGGCGGCUGUGUCCGCCGACGGCGUGACCGUAACGCUGGCCAGUCCGCUGAGUUACACACACCUAGGGAUCACUGUCCCCCUUCCCGAUGGAACGCCGUUUGAAGCAAGGGCGGAAGUUGGAAUUCUUACAAGAAAUAUCUUAAUAAGAGGAUCUGAUAAUGUGGAGUGGAAUAACCAAAUUCCAGCAUGUCCUGAUGGAUUUGACACAGGUGAAUUUGCUACACAGACAUGUCUCCAAGGAAAGUUUGGAGAAGAAGUAGGAAGUGAUCAAUUUGGAGGCUGCAUUAUGUUUCAUGCGCCUGUACCUGGUGCUAACAUGGUAACUGGAAGAAUAGAAUAUGUAGAGGUAUUCCAUGCUGGCCAGGCUUUUCGGUUGGGGAGAUAUCCAAUACAUUGGCACCUGCUGGGAGAUUUACAGUUCAAAUCUUAUGUGAGAGGCUGUGCAAUUCACCAGACCUAUAACAGAGCUGUUACUAUCCACAACACACAUCACCUUCUGGUUGAGAGGAAUAUUAUCUAUGAUAUCAAGGGAGGAGCAUUUUUCAUAGAAGAUGGUAUUGAACAUGGCAAUAUCCUGCAGUAUAACUUGGCAGUGUUUGUGCAGCAAAGUACUAGUCUUCUGAACGAUGAUGUGACUCCAGCUGCAUUUUGGGUAACUAACCCAAACAAUACCAUUCGGCACAAUGCAGCUGCUGGGGGCACUCACUUUGGCUUUUGGUACCGAAUGAACAACCACCCUGAUGGGCCAUCCUAUGACCGAAACAUUUGCCAAAAAAGAAUUCCUCUUGGAGAAUUCUUUAACAACACUGUUCAUUCUCAAGGUUGGUUUGGAAUGUGGAUAUUUGAAGAAUAUUUCCCCAUGCAAACAGGAUCUUGUACUUCUACCGUGGCACUGCCUGCAGUAUUUAAUUCACUUACUACUUGGAAUUGUCAAAAAGGAGCUGAAUGGGUCAAUGGAGGUGCCCUUCAGUUUCAUAACUUCGUGAUGGUAAAUAAUUAUGAGGCAGGAAUUGAGACCAAGAGGGUCCUGGCUGCUUAUGUUGGAGGAUGGGGUGAAAGCAAUGGAGCGGUGAUUAAAAAUGCCAAAAUCGUUGGUCAUCUUGAUGAACUGGGAAUGGGGUCUGCAUUUUGUACAAUGAGAGGUCUGGUUCUCCCAUUUAGUGAAGGCUUAACUGUGUCUUCCACACACUUUAUGAACUUUGACCGUCCCAACUGUGUAGCUUUGGGAGUGACAUCCAUCACUGGAGUUUGCAAUGAGAGAUGUGGAGGUUGGAGUGCAAAAUUUGUUGAUAUCCAGUAUUUUGACACACCAAACAAGGCUGGCUUUCGAUGGGAACAUGAAGUGGUACUGAUUGAUGUUGAUGGUUCACUCACAGGUCACAAAGGACACACCGUCAUCCCACACAGCUCAUUGCUGGACCCUUCGCACUGCACUCAGGAGGCCGAGUGGAGUGUUGGGUUCCCUGGGUCUGUCUGUGACGCCUCAGUCAGCUUCCACCGCUUGGCAUUCAACAAGCCUUCUCCAGUAUCUCUGCUUGAGAAGGACGUGGUGCUCUCAGACGCUUUUGGCACAAGCAUUGUCCCCUUUCAGAAGAAACGACUGACUCAUAUGUCUGGAUGGAUGGCUCUGAUUCCAAAUGCAAAGCACAUUAACUGGUAUUUUAAAGGUGUGGAUCACGUAACCAACAUAUCAUAUACAUCGACAUUCUAUGGAUUCAAGAGACAUUUAGAUGAAGUGGAAGUUCUCUGUAUGGCUUAUGGCUUAUGGCUUACCCUGAUUUCAUUCAUUCUUCACUCUCCAUCUCUAAUGGAAGAAGACUAUGUCAUCAUAUCUCAUAACUUCACUCAAAAUCCUGAUAUGUUUAAUGUUGUUGAUAUGAGGAAUGGCUCCUCAAAUCCCCUGAGCUGGAAUACUAGCAAGAAUGGAGACUGGCACCUUGAACCAAACACCAGUACUCUGUAUUACUUGGUGUCAGGGAGAAAUGACCUUCCUCAAAGCCAGCCUGUUUCUGGGACCCUGGACCCUGACGUGAAAGAUGUGACUAUUAAUUUCCAAGCUUACUGCUGCAUUCUCCAGGACUGCUUCCCUGUGCACCCCCCGUCAAGGAGUCCGAUUCCCAGGAAGCGGCCAGCCACAUACAACUUAUGGUCAAAUGAUUCUUUUUGGCAAUCAUCUCGGGAAAAUAAUUAUACCAUACCUCACCCAGGAGCAAAUGUGGUUAUUCCUGAAGGAACAUGGGUUGUAGCAGACACAGAUAUUCCACCAAUGGAAAGGCUCAUUAUUUGGGGGGUUCUAGAACUGGAAGAUAAACAGAAUGUGGAGGCUACAGAGUCUUCUUACAGAAAAGUUGUUUUGAAUGCUACCUACAUAUCACUGCAGGGUGGUAGAUUAAUUGGUGGCUGGGAAGAUAACCCUUUUAAAGGAGAAUUACAGAUUAUUCUUAGAGGAAAUCAUUCCACUCCAGAGUGGGCUUUUUCAGAAGGACCAAAUCAAGGAUCAAAGGUGUUAGGAGUGUUUGGUGAGCUGGACCUUCACGGAAUUCCCCGUUCCAUAUACAAAACUAAACUCUCGGAAACCGCAAACGCAGGUUCCAAAGUCCUGUCUUUGGUGGAUGCGGUGGAUUGGCAGGAGGGAGAAGAGAUUGUGAUAACAACCACAAGCUAUGACAUCCACCAGACAGAAACUAGAAGCAUCGUUAAAAUCCUGCACGAUCACAAAAUUCUCAUUCUCAAUGAUACCCUUUCCUACACUCACCUUGGUGAAAGAUACCAUGUUCCUGGUACAGGUCAGAGCUACAGGUUAGCAGCUGAUGUUGGGAUACUGAGUAGGAACAUCAAAAUUCUUGGUGAAGACUACCCAGGCUGGUUCAAGGAAUCUUUUGGUGCACGCGUUUUGGUCAGCUCAUUCACUGAAAAUACGAUGACAUUUAAAGGAAAUGCAAGAAUAAGUAACGUGGAAUUUUAUCACAGUGGCCAAGAAGGCUUCAGGGAUAGCACAGAUCCACGAUAUGCUGUCACGUUUCUUAACCUAGGGCAGAUUCAAGAACAUGGCUCCUCUUACAUCCGAGGCUGUGCCUUUCACCAUGGCUUUUCCCCAGCAAUUGGUGUGUUUGGGACCGAUGGAUUGGACAUAGAUGAUAACAUCAUUCACUUGACAGUGGGGGAAGGCAUAAGAAUAUGGGGGGAUGCCAACAGAGUCCGGGGAAACUUGGUCGCACUUUCAAUUUGGCCGGGAACUUAUCAGAACAGAAAAGAUUUCAGUUCAACGCUGUGGCAUGCAGCAAUCGAGAUAAAUAGAGGGACCGACACAGUCUUACAAAAUAAUGUCGUGGCUGGAUUUGGAAGGGCAGGAUACCGAAUUGAUGGGGAACCUUGCUCCAUUCAGUCUAACCCCCUGGAAAAGUGGUUUGACAAUGAAGCCCAUGGGGGUUUCUAUGGCAUCUAUCUGAACCAAGAUGGCCUUCCUGGAUGUUCUCUUAUACAGGGAUUUACCAUUUGGAUGUGCUGGGAUUAUGGAAUUUAUUUUCAGACCACAGAGAGUGUCUAUAUCCAUAAUGUGACCCUGGUGGACAAUGGAAUGGCCAUUUCUUCAAUGAUUUACAUGCCAGCUGCCAUAUCUCACCAAAUUUCCAGUAAAACUGUGAAAAUUAAGAGCUCAUUAAUUGUUGGAAGUAGCCCUGAAUUUAAUUGCUCUGAUGUCUUAACAAAUGAUGAUCCCAAUAUCGAACUUUCUGCUGCCCAUCGGAGUUCUAGACCUCCAUCAGGCGGGAGAAGUGGGAUUUGCUGGCCUACCUUUGCUUCAGCACAUAACAUGGCACCCCGGAAGCCUCACGCAGGGAUCAUGAGCUACAAUGCCAUCAGUGGCCUUUUGGAAGUCUCAGGUUCAACAUUUGUUGGAUUCAAGAAUGUUUGUUCAGGUGAAACUAAUGUGAUAUUCAUUACUAAUCCUUUAAAUGAGGAUUUACAGCAUCCAGUCCAUGUGAAGAACAUACAACUGGUUGAUACUACUGAACAAUCAAAAAUAUUUAUACAUAGGCCUGAUGUAAGAAAGGUGAAUCCAUCUGAUUGUGUAGACAUGGUUUGUGAUGCCAAAAGGAAAUCUUUUCUCAGAGAUAUGGAUGGCUCCUUUCUGGGGACUUCUGGUUCAGUGAUACCUCAAUCAGAAUAUGAAUGGAAUGGAAAUAGCCAAUUUGGAAUCGGAGAUUACAGAAUUCCGAAGGUGAUGCUCACAUUCCCAAAUGGAAGUAGAAUUCCUGUUACCGAGAAAGCACCUUAUAAAGGAGUUAUUAGAGAUGCAACCUGUAAAUACAUUCCAGAGUGGCAGAGCUAUAAGUGCUCUGGGAUGGAAUAUGCAAUGAUGGUUAUCGAAAGCCUGGACUCCGACACAGAAACUCGAAGACUCUCACCAGUGGCUAUAGUGAGCAAUGGUUAUGUAGAUCUCAUUAAUGGCCCCCAGGACCAUGGUUGGUGUGCCGGAUACACCUGCCAGAGAAGACUGUCCCUGUUUCAUAGCAUUGUGGCUCUGAAUAAAUCAUAUGAAGUUUACUUCACUGGCACCAGUCCUCAAAAUCUUCGACUGAUGCUGCUUAACGUUGACCAUGACAAGGCUGUUCUGGUAGGAAUUUUUUUCCCCACACUGCAGCGUUUGGAUGUCUAUGUGAACAAUGCGUUGGUCUGCCCCAAAGAUACAGUGUGGAACUCCCAACAGAAGCACUGUGAACUUAAUAGACAUCUGUACACAGGGCAAUUCCUUCCUAACCUGAAUUCCACUGUCUUUGGUGAAAACUACUUUGAUAGAACCUACCAGAUGCUUUACCUUUUGGUUAAAGGAACCGUACCUGUUGAAAUCCACACCACCGCAGUCAUAUUUGUUUCUUUCCAAAUACCUGCUAUAACUGAAGAUGACUUUUAUAGCUCUCAUAAUCUGGUUAGAAAUCUUGCCUUGUUCUUAAAGAUACCAAGUGACAAAAUCCGUAUCAGCAAAAUAGGAGGGGAGCGUCUUCGGAAGAAGAGAUCCAUGGGAUUCAUUGUUGAACUGGAGAUUGGAGACCCACCCCCUCGGUUCAUAAGCAAUGACACCACAGGUCAGAUUCAAUUAUCUGAACUCCAAGAAAUCGCUGCUUCUCUUGGACAAGUUGUUGUUUUAGGAAAAACCAGUAGUACCCUUGGAUUUAAUGUCUCUUCCAUGUCUAUUACCAAGCCUCUCCCCAGCCCAAUUGAUUCUGGUUGGAGUAAGGUGACUGCCCAGCCGGUGGAAAGGUCUGCGUUUCCUGUUCAUCACGUGGCCUUCGUGUCCUCCCUCUCGGUGAUCACGCAGCCAGUGGCAGUGCAGCUAGGACAGCCAUUUGCUCAGCAGCCUUCAGUAAAGGCAAUAGAUUUGGAUGGUAAUUGUGUAUCAGUUGAGAUUACUUCACUGACUUUGAAGGCUGUACUAAAGGACUCCAAUAAUAACCAAAUCAGUGGUCUUAGUGGAAAUACAACAAUUCCAUUUAGCAGCUGUUGGGCCAAUUACACAGACCUUACUCUUCUUAGAACAGGGAAAAAUUAUAAGAUUGAAUUUGUUCUGGAUGAUGUUGCCCGGGUGGAAUCCAGGGCUUUCAGCCUCCCAGCGCAGUCUGUCUCCGGAGGCGGCGGCGGGGGCAGCGGCACAGCGUCCAUCGGGGGCACAGCUGCCCAGAUUAUGGCUACAAUGAUUAGCUGUCUGAUGGGGAGAGUGUUGCUCUUGGAAAUAUUUAUGGCUGCAGUUUUGACUUUGAACGUAAAUCUAGGAAGCAACUGAAGUGCUAUUCUGAAGAACAGGCUGGAAACAAAAACAGAAGAACUGCUUUUUUUCUGAGCUGUUUUAUUGCCCAACAAGAAGUCUAUA